Molecule: messenger RNA, 601 nt
Organism: Coccidioides posadasii C735 delta SOWgp
Lineage: Eukaryota; Fungi; Ascomycota; Eurotiomycetes; Onygenales; Onygenaceae
Source: RefSeq, a predicted model, not a curated record
AGCAUAUAUCUGCAUCACGGUGUGUUCCCAAGUUGACCAGAAGAAUUAAGUGCCCAUCUCCAACAACAUGGCUUUUGUUGCACGUUUCUCUCCAAUUACCAGAUGCUCUCUUGCACCAGCAAGAUCAGCUAUCUUUGCGGCUUCCAGACCAGCUCUCUUUUCCACCACUACCCAAAGAGCUGAUAGAGGACCCAUCGAAGUCACCAAGGAUACCCUCAAGAAGGCAGAUAGGAUAGUGUCUAAUGCUGCCGUGAGGGGAAUAGAAAAGGGCGAGGAGGCCAGUCACAAAAUCAAAGAGACUUUCAGCCAUGGCGCAAAGCGAGCUGGGCAGGAGGGGACGAAGGCUGCUGAAAAGGGAAAAGAGGCCGCUCAACAGGCGAAAGAAAAAACCAUUGAUCUGGAGGAGCAGGCGAAAGCGGAGGCGGAGGAACUGACAGGGAAGGCAUAAUUUGAACACAGAGCCGAGCCGAUGGAAUUUUCUUUCGUAGUCACAGCAUUUUCAUUACUGCAUGAGUCCUCUUUUAUCGAUGUAUGAAUGUCCCUUUGUGUCGGCUUUUGGCCUUGCCUGACAAUUGAAAUGAGAUCACGAUGUAUUAUAUGU